Messenger RNA from Ogataea philodendri, 285 nucleotides. RefSeq lists its product as uncharacterized. The transcript has a single exon. The record is from RefSeq and is a predicted model, not a curated record. NCBI's taxonomy places the organism in Eukaryota, Fungi, Ascomycota, Pichiomycetes, Pichiales, Pichiaceae. Bases 1 to 285 code for a protein of 94 amino acids.
AUGAUCCGUACCACUGCAGCCUCUGUCUCCAAGAUCCGCGACUUGUUGAUGGCAUCCAUGGUUUCUGAUCUUUGGGUAUCGUCCUCGACCUUGGAGCCUGAGGAAACGGUCAGCACCUUGAUUUUCGUCUGCGGAGACUUGAACUGGUCGUUGACGGAAAACACAUCCUCUGGAUUGACGUCCUUGGACAUUGGCGUCUUCUUCAGCAACCGCGUGCGCGAGGCGACAGAAAUCGACUGCAGGUGCCUUAUGAGAUCCGGUUUCGGAAUUCUGGUUAUGUUGUAG